AGAAGAUCGACCAGGAGCUGUUUGAGGACUACUCCUUCAGCGUGGAACAGCUGAUGGAGCUGGCCGGGUACAGCUGCGCCGUCGCCAUCGCCAGGUGUUUCCCAAUAGACAACAUGUCCAAGGACAACGGUGCAGUGCUGGUGUGUUGUGUAUAUCUACAGAGUGUGUCUUGUUGCAGUGUUUCCCAAUAGACAACAUGUCCAAGGACAACGGUGCAGUGCUGGUGUGUUGUAUAUAUCUACAGAGUGUGUCUUGUUGCAGUGUUUCCCAAUAGACAACAUGUCCAAGGACAACGGUGCAGUGCUGGUGUGUUGUAUAUAUCUACAGAGAGUGUCUUGUUGCAGUGUUUCCCAAUAGACAACAUGUCCAAGGACAACGGUGCAGUGCUGGUGUGUUGUAUAUAUCUACAGAGUGUGUCUUGUUGCAGUGUUUCCCAAUAGACAACAUGUCCAAGGACAACGGUGCAGUGCUGGUGUGUUGUGGGCCUGGCAACAAUGGUGGGGACGGCCUUGUCUGUGCCAGACAUCUCAAACUAUUUGGCUUCAAGCCUUCCAUCUUCUACCCGAAGCAGCCCAACAAGCCCCUGUUUGAGAGCCUGCGCCGCCAGUGUGAGGGGAUGGACAUGCCCUUCUUGUCCUUCUUCCCCUCCGACCCCCAGCUCAUCAAAGACUCCUAUAACCUCAUCGUAGAUGCGCUGUUCGGAUUCAGCUUCAAGGGACCUGCCCGCCCUGAGUUUGCCUCCAUCUUGGAGAAGCUGAAGAAGAUACAAGACGAUGUCCACAUCUGCAGCAUUGAUGUCCCUUCAGGAUGGGAUGUAGAAAGCGGCGACACUGACGGCAUCCACCCAGAGCUGCUCAUCUCGCUGACGGCACCCAAACUGUGUGCCCGCCACUUCAGGGGCAAACACCACUACCUGGGCGGCCGCUUCGUGCCGAAGACGCUGGAACAACGCUACAGUCUCAAUCUUCCUGCCUACCCAGGCACAGAGUGUGUGAUAGAACUGAAAACACAGACCACGGAACCUGCAGAAAGUUCCAAGUGAUUCUCUCCGCUGCCAUCAAUUCACCUCCUGCUGUUUGUUGAUAGCUUGAAAUGUGUAUAUCAUCUCUGUCCUUUCCAAACAAUGUAUAGAGAAAAGGUUUGGUGUAGAUUUGUUGUGCAUCGGUUGAAGUUAUUUUAAAGGUUGGUUUAGUUGGGUUAAUUCUGCUUUCAGCUUUAGUUAUAUCAUGCUUGUCAGUUUAGAGGUAGUCAUCAAGCCAUACUAAAAGACUUGAAGAAUUAAAGUCACAUGUGACCUGAAUGUCACAAUGGAGUUCUGUUUUUGCUCACACAACAGCACAACAUCUUGAUUAAACGCAUCUCUCAAAAUAACAAUUAAAUUUAGUAAACAUUG
Molecule: messenger RNA, 1393 nt
Organism: Haliotis rufescens (red abalone)
Lineage: Eukaryota; Metazoa; Mollusca; Gastropoda; Lepetellida; Haliotidae
Product: NAD(P)H-hydrate epimerase-like
Exons: 4
Coding region: 446-1042 (198 amino acids)
Cellular component (GO): mitochondrion
Molecular function (GO): NAD(P)HX epimerase activity
Source: RefSeq, a predicted model, not a curated record